This is a messenger RNA of Ahaetulla prasina, 7381 nucleotides long. It is a transcript of the gene CHD3, whose product is annotated as chromodomain helicase DNA binding protein 3. Gene Ontology annotation, molecular function: chromatin binding; DNA binding; ATP hydrolysis activity. NCBI's taxonomy places the organism in Eukaryota, Metazoa, Chordata, Lepidosauria, Squamata, Colubridae. Gene Ontology annotation, biological process: chromatin remodeling; negative regulation of transcription by RNA polymerase II. The record is from RefSeq and is a predicted model, not a curated record. The coding region runs from base 312 to 6509 and encodes 2065 amino acids. The transcript has 40 exons. Gene Ontology annotation, cellular component: nucleus; NuRD complex; chromatin.
AAAGGAAGAAGAAGAAGAAGAAAAGUUGUGAGGGGAAAGAAGAAGAAGAAGAAGAGUCCCGGCCAUCGCAUGGGACUUCUCCUCGCGCCCCCCUCCCCAAACAUCCCCCACACGCCCACCGCCCCCAUUUUUGGGGCGAUUUUUGGGGGGAGGGAUGGUUUGAGGGGGGGUCGCUUUUGAGGGGAAGGAGGGAACGCGAGAGGCGGGGAAGGGGGGCCGCCGCCGCCGCCGCCCCCACCCCGCCCGUCGGCUCGGCUCCGGUGUUCCCCCACCCAUCGGCCACCCCCUCCUCCGGCACCACCACCACCACCAUGGCUUCCCCUCUGAGGGAGGACGAGGAAGAGGAGGAGGAGAUGGUGGUGUCCGAGCCGGAGGGGGAGGAAGACGAAGAAGAGGAGGAGGAGGAGGAAGAGGAGGAGGAGGAAGAAGACGACGACGACGAAGAAACCGCCGCCGCCGCCAGGAACGACAGCCCGGGCGACAUCUUCCCGCCCGUCGUCGCCGCCGCCGCCGCCUCAGCAGCAGCAGCAGCCGUCGUCGCCUCAGCGCAGGCGGAGGCUGCCCCGCUGACCCCCGCCGCCGCCGCCGCCUCCUCCUCCUCCUCCACGCCGGCCGCCGGAGGGACCCAGGCGCCGCCAGACGACGAAGAGGAGGAUUUGUGCAGCUUAGAGAGUCCCCUCGUUGUCAAGAAGAAGAAACGAGGGCCGAAAAAGCAGAAGGAGAACAAGCCGGGGAAACCCAGGAAGCGCAAAAAAUUAGUCAGCGAGGAUGAAUUUGAGUCCGACCGAGAGGAGUAUCGGGCCAAGUCGGAGAGUGGCGGCAGCGACUAUGGAGGCGUGGGGAAGAAGAAGCGGCGCAAACAUCGGGAGAAGAAAGAGAAGAAGACCAAGCGGCGGAAAAAGGCGGAAGAAGAUGGAAUGCAAAAGCCAAAGGUGGAGCAGAAGUCCUCAGCCCAGCUGCUCAUGACUUGGGGCCUGGAAGACGUGGACCAUGUUUUCACCGAGGAAGACUACCACACCUUGACAAACUACAAAGCCUUCAGCCAGUUUAUGAGGCCUCUCAUUGCCAAAAAGAACCCCAAGAUCCCCAUGUCCAAAAUGAUGACCAUUAUGGGAGCCAAGUGGCGGGAAUUCAGUGCCAACAACCCCUUCAAAGGAUCGACGGCUGCGGUGGCCGCUGCGGCCGCCGCCGCUGCGGCGGCCGUAGCUGAACAAGUCUCGGCUGCCGUGUCGGCCGUUAUCCCUUCGCCUGAGCCCCAACACCUGCUGCAGCCCCCGGCUCAGCCUCUUCCCAUCCGCAAAGCCAAAACCAAAGAGGGCAAAGGACCAGGCCACAAGAAGAGGAGCAAAAGCCCUCGCAUCCCCGAGAUGAAGAGGAAGGGGAAAGGGAAGAAGAUGGCGCCCCUGAAGAUCAAGCUAGGCGUGAUCGGCGGGAAGCGCAAAAAGAGCAGCUCACAUCUGUUUCAGAGCGAGGAGGUGGCGGAACCGGAAGAAGAAUCCGACUUGGAUAACUCCAGCGUUCACAGUUCUUCCGUGCGUUCGGACAGUUCAGGAAGGGUCAAGAAAGUCAAACGAGGUCGGCCUGGACGGAAGAAGAAAAAAGUUGCCGGUGAAGAAGAGGCAGACGGCUACGAGACCGACCACCAAGACUAUUGCGAGGUGUGUCAGCAGGGCGGGGAGAUCAUCCUCUGCGACUCCUGCCCCAGAGCUUAUCACCUGGUGUGCCUGGAUCCGGAGCUAGACAAGGCCCCCCAGGGCAAAUGGAGCUGCCCUCACUGUGAGAAAGAAGGGGUGCAGUGGGAGCCGAAGGAGGAGGAGGACGAAUACGAAGGCGAGCUGGACGAGAAGGAAGAGGAGGACGACCACAUGGAAUACUGUCGCGUCUGUAAGGACGGCGGGGAGCUCCUGUGCUGUGACGCCUGCAUCUCCUCCUAUCAUAUCCACUGCCUCAACCCGCCUCUCCCGGAGAUCCCCAACGGGGAGUGGCUUUGUCCCCGCUGCACGUGCCCCAUGCUCAAAGGCCGGGUCCAGAAGAUUCUCCACUGGCGAUGGGGCGAGCCCCCCACGCCGGUGGCCAUCCCUCCGCCUUCCGACGGCAACCCGGACGACCCGCCCCCCAAGUUGCUCCAGGGACGUUCGGAGCGCGAAUUCUUCGUCAAAUGGGUCGGCCUUUCUUACUGGCAUUGCUCCUGGAUCAAGGAAUUGCAGCUGGAGAUUUUCCACUUAGUGAUGUACAGGAAUUACCAGCGGAAGAACGACAUGGACGAGCCUCCCCCGUUUGACUACGGCUCCGGCGACGAUGAUGGGAAAAGCGAGAAAAGAAAGAGCAAGGAUCCUCUCUAUGCGGAGAUGGAAGAGAAGUACUACCGUUACGGCAUCAAGCCGGACUGGAUGACCAUCCAUCGGGUGAUAAACCACAGCAUUGACAAAAAGGGCAUCUACCACUAUCUGGUGAAGUGGCGGGACCUCUCCUACGACCAGUCCACCUGGGAAGAGGACGAAAUGGCCAUCCCUGAAUACGAGUACCACAAGCAGGCCUACUGGUCACACAGAGAACUAAUUAUGGGGGAAGAUCCUGCCCAGCCUAGGAAAUACAAGAAAAAAAAGAAGGAAUUGGCCUCGGACGACCCGCCGACUUCUCCCACCAACGACCCCACGGUGAAGUACGAGAGCCAGCCGCGUUUCGUCACGUCGACCGGGGGAACGCUGCACAUGUAUCAGCUGGAAGGCCUGAACUGGCUGCGCUUCUCCUGGGCGCAAAGUACGGACACCAUCCUGGCGGACGAAAUGGGCCUCGGGAAGACCAUCCAGACCAUCGUCUUCCUCUACUCGCUCUACAGGGAGGGCCACACCAAGGGGCCCUUCCUGGUCAGCGCCCCUCUGUCCACCAUCAUCAACUGGGAACGGGAGUUUCAGAUGUGGGCGCCGAAUUUCUACGUGGUGACCUACACGGGAGACAAAGACAGCCGUUCGAUCAUCCGAGAGAACGAAUUUUCCUUCGAGGACAACGCCAUCAAAGGCGGGAAGAAAGCCUUCAAAAUGAAGAGAGAAGCUCAGGUCAAGUUUCACGUCCUCCUGACUUCCUACGAGCUGGUCACCAUUGACCAGGCUGCCUUGGCCUCCAUCCGGUGGGCCUGCCUCGUGGUCGAUGAAGCUCACCGGCUCAAAAAUAACCAGUCCAAGUUCUUCAGGGUGCUCAACGGUUACAAGAUUGACCACAAGCUGCUUCUGACGGGGACGCCGUUACAAAACAACCUGGAGGAGCUCUUCCACCUGCUGAACUUCCUCACGCCGGAAAGAUUCAACAACCUGGAAGGAUUCCUGGAGGAAUUUGCGGACAUCUCCAAGGAGGAUCAAAUUAAGAAACUCCAUGACCUCCUGGGUCCUCACAUGUUACGUCGCCUCAAAGCCGACGUCUUUAAGAACAUGCCGGCCAAAACGGAGCUGAUCGUUCGGGUGGAGCUCAGCCCCAUGCAGAAGAAAUACUAUAAAUACAUCUUGACUCGCAACUUUGAAGCUCUGAACUCGCGCGGCGGCGGGAACCAGGUCUCUCUGCUCAACAUCAUGAUGGACUUGAAGAAAUGCUGCAACCACCCGUACCUCUUCCCCGUCGCUGCCAUGGAAUCCCCCAAGCUGCCAAGCGGUGCCUACGAAGGGGGGGCCCUCAUCAAGGCCUCUGGGAAACUGAUGCUACUACAGAAGAUGCUGAGGAAGCUGAAGGAGCAGGGCCACCGAGUGCUUAUCUUCUCCCAGAUGACCAAAAUGUUGGACCUGCUUGAGGACUUCCUCGACUACGAGGGCUACAAGUACGAACGGAUAGAUGGCGGCAUUACCGGAGCUUUGCGCCAAGAAGCCAUAGAUAGGUUUAACGCCCCAGGAGCCCAGCAGUUCUGCUUCCUGCUCUCGACGCGAGCUGGCGGCUUAGGGAUCAAUUUGGCCACCGCAGACACGGUGAUCAUUUUUGAUUCCGACUGGAAUCCCCACAACGAUAUCCAGGCCUUCAGCAGAGCUCAUCGGAUCGGCCAGGCGAACAAGGUGAUGAUCUACCGCUUCGUCACACGGGCCUCCGUGGAGGAACGGAUCACCCAGGUGGCCAAACGCAAAAUGAUGCUGACUCACCUGGUCGUCCGUCCAGGGCUGGGCUCCAAGUCGGGGAGCAUGUCCAAGCAGGAGCUGGACGACAUCCUCAAAUUUGGCACGGAGGAACUCUUCAAAGACGAAAACGAGGGCGAGAACAAGGAGGAAGACAGCAGCGUCAUCCACUACGAUAAUGAAGCCAUCGCCCGGCUCCUGGACCGUAACCAGGACGCCACCGAUGACGCCGACGUCCAGAACAUGAACGAAUACCUCAGCUCCUUCAAGGUGGCGCAGUACGUGGUUCGGGAAGAGGAUAAGAUUGAAGAAAUUGAACGGGAGAUUAUUAAGCAAGAAGAAAACGUCGAUCCCGAUUACUGGGAAAAGCUGCUGAGGCACCAUUACGAGCAGCAGCAGGAGGACCUGGCUCGCAACCUGGGCAAAGGGAAGCGGGUGCGAAAGCAGGUUAACUACAAUGACGCUGCCCAAGAGGACCAAGACAAUCAGUCUGAAUACUCCGUCGGCUCCGAAGAGGAAGAUGAAGAUUUUGACGAGCGGCCAGAAGGUCGCCGGCAGUCCAGGAGGCAGCUUCGGAAUGAGAAAGACAAACCUCUCCCCCCACUUCUGGCACGGGUUGGGGGCAACAUUGAGGUGCUGGGCUUCAACACCCGUCAGCGCAAGGCCUUCCUGAAUGCCGUCAUGCGCUGGGGGAUGCCGCCCCAAGACGCCUUCACCUCCCAGUGGCUGGUUCGGGACCUGCGUGGCAAGACGGAGAAGGAAUUUAAGGCCUACGUUUCUCUCUUCAUGAGGCACCUCUGCGAACCCGGGGCGGAUGGCUCGGAGACUUUUGCCGACGGCGUGCCGAGGGAGGGUCUCUCCAGACAGCAGGUCCUGACACGGAUAGGAGUCAUGUCCCUGGUUAAAAAAAAGGUACAAGAGUUUGAACAUAUUAACGGCCGCUGGAGCAUGCCCGAAUUGAUGCCCGACCCCAGCGCGGACUCCAAAAAAUCUUCCCGAGCCUCGUCUCCCACCAUCAAAACCUCCACUACCACUCCGGAACCAAGCUGCACCAACACGCCCUGCACCUCCAAACCAGCUACUCCAGCCCCCAGUGACAAAGGAGACGGGGGUACCUCGGCCGAAAAGGAGGAGUUGGAGACCAAGGAGGAGAAGCUGGAGAAGGAAACCAAAGGCGGGGAGAAAAUGGAGACCGAGCCUUCCGCGCCCGAACAGCCCCUUUCUGCCACCUUCGCAGGGGAUAAAAUGGAGCUGGAGCCUUCGAAAAAGCCGGAGGACGAGGGCCCGAUGGUGGCCAGGGAAAAGGAGUCGGAAGCUGAGCCGGUGGUCAAGGACGAAAAGGAGAAAUUGGAUGCUGAUUUGGAGAAGCUGGUGGUGGCGGAGGAAAAAUCCACGGAGAGCGAUGACAGCAAGGAGAAGGCGGAGGGAGAAAGUCAGGACCCCAAGAAAGGAGAUGUGAAAUCAGAGCGAGAGACGACCAAGGAAUCGAAAAUUGGCAGCCUCCGGGACGAGAACCGGAACAACGGGAAGAGGGAAGACCGGAUGGAGAAACCCCGGUUUAUGUUCAACAUUGCGGACGGUGGCUUCACAGAACUCCACACCCUCUGGCAGAACGAAGAGCGAGCUGCCAUCUCCUCCAGCAAGCUGAAUGAAAUUUGGCACCGCCGACAUGAUUACUGGUUGCUGGCGGGCAUUGUCCUACACGGCUACGCUCGCUGGCAGGACAUCCAGAACGACAACCAGUUUGCCAUCAUCAACGAGCCUUUUAAAAGCGAAGCCAACAAGGGGAACUUCUUGGAGAUGAAGAACAAGUUCCUGGCCCGAAGGUUCAAGCUCCUGGAACAAGCCUUGGUGAUCGAGGAGCAGCUCCGCCGGGCCGCCUACCUGAACAUGACGCAGGACCCGAGCCACCCGGCCAUGGCCCUCAACACCCGCUUUGCCGAGGUGGAGUGUCUGGCCGAGAGCCACCAGCACUUGUCCAAGGAGUCUCUGGCCGGCAACAAGCCCGCCAACGCCGUCCUGCACAAGGUGCUGAACCAGCUGGAGGAGCUGCUCAGCGACAUGAAGGCCGAUGUGACCCGCCUGCCGGCUACCCUUUCCCGCAUCCCUCCGAUCGCUGCCCGGCUCCAGAUGUCCGAGCGCAGCAUCCUGAGCCGCUUAGCAAGCAAGGGGAACGAAACCCAGACUGUUCCGGCCUUCCCUCCGGGACCCUACGCCACCCCACCUAGUUUUGGGGUCUCCUUUGGUGCCACCCCUGGCGGGGGUCUGCCCACCUUGGGGGCCAACUACAGCCAAAUGCCAACUGGCUCCUUCAUAACAGCCAACGGGCCCCCCGUGAUUGUGAAGAAGGAGAAGGAAGGCGAAGGCUUGGAGAAAAAAGAAGCCAAAAGCGGGGAGGUGAUUUGCAUAGAUGACUGAGGGCGGGCGGAUGGGCACACCUGCCCGCUGGGGCCCCCCCCCUUCUGCGCCAGCCCAGCCUCUGCCCCAGGGGCCCCGUGGGCCCUCCAGCCUCUCCUUUUUGAUUUCCGGAUUACGUGACUGGCUUUGGGGCCUGCUGGUGAUUCCUGCCUUGCCUCGGAUUCGAAUUCCUCCUCCCGAGCCCCUCCCCUUCCUGCUUGGGGUGUGUGUGGGGGGGGUGGCAGCGGCCAGCCGCGUCUGGAAAGCCAUCCCCAGCGGACUUAAAAGACUGACCAAGAGGUACUCAGGACCGAGCUGGUUUGUAUCCCCGGCUCGCGGUUCCGGGAUGGGGGCCAACUUAAAAGAGUUAGGAUCCAGGCCGUGUGGGGCUUGGACGGGGGAGGGGGGGCAGCCUGCUAUGGGGGGGGGAAUCUCUGCUGCCCCCCUCUCUGGUGUCGAAACUUUCGAGAAGCACUGCAAAGGGACUCUUAUAAAUAUGAAUAUAUAUAUAAUGUAUACACACUCAUGCUGUAUGUUUAAUCCCCCUUUUCCCCCUCUUUUGGGCCUGGCUCCCCGUGGGGCAGGGAGUGUGGGGGGGGGGAGUACGCAGAGACCCUCCUCCCCGACCAUGGUCUGUUUGGGGAAACCCCCUCCCCACCUCGAACUUGAGGGGAGCCUGCCCAGAUAAUGCCCCUGCUUUGGGAGGGCAGGCCCGUUUCUCCCCUUCGCCCACCCCUCCCCCUGUGAAAGCAAGCCGGUUUUUUUGGGGUGGGGGAAUUUGGGGGGGCGGGGAGUAAAAAGGCCAAGCUGCACUCCUGGACGGGUUGCCGAAUUUUGAGUCACUUCUUGUUUAAAUCUUGCAGAAUAAAGGCACUGUUUCCUUGGCUACAUAA